AUGAUGCAGCAGCCUCAGGCGCACGCGUCGGCACUUGCGGUGGCGCCGUCGGCGUCGGCGGUGGCGCAGACGGUGGCUCACCCGCAGGAUCCGGCGGGCGGGGACGCGCCGCCGAAGCAGGUGGCUCAGGCGAUGGAGCGACUGGGCCGUGCGGGCCGGCUCAUCGCGGACAUCCGGCUCGGCGCGGACCGCCUCCUCGAGGCCCUCUUCGUCGCCGGCGGCGCUCCCCCGUACAGUGUGCACCAGCACGUCGACAGGAUGGAGCGCGUUAUCGUCAAGGAGGAGGCUGCCAUGCGCCUCCACUUCCAGGACCUCCGCGCCCUCGGCAGGUACCAGCCCCCAGCAUCUCCUCCUGCCCUAACACCUCCGUUCUCCCUUCCCUCUCGAUCUGGGAGGUUAGGAAGGCAAUUAGAGGAGUCUGGAGUCCUUAAUGGGGCCCUUAAAGCUCGAGGCAAUUCAUGGGGAUUGCACAUGCCACUCGUUUGUCCAGAUGGUGCUGUUGUAGCUUAUGCUUGGAAGCGUCAACUGGCAGGUCAGGCUGGUGCAUCUGCUGUGGACAGGACUAGGUUAGCUCUCAAGGCCUUCACUGACCAGAAAAGAAGAUUCUUUCCUCAUCUAGAAGACGAAGUCCUUAGCCAUCUCCAUGAUGGUGAACCUGGUGUCACCAAAAAGCCAAAGUUGAUUGCCAGCAACGGAGAUCUAGAGGAAAAAUCUUUAUCUGAAAUACUGAAAAAUUUAGAAAAUGAAGUACCUAACAUGAAAAUAUUCACAUACUGGCAUCUGGAUUGGUCAAAAAGAGCUUCAUCAUUAGCAUCCCUGAUGGAUGAUGACUUUGUGGAUCCAUCUAAAGAGCUGAACCUGCAAAAUAUGGGCAAAUCGAGAUCUGGUGCUCUGACAACUGCCAUAGACCAAGUUGCAGUAAUUGAAUUGCUGGUUCCUUCAAUAUUUAGAGCUGUAGUGUCAUUGCAUCCUGCUGGAUCUACUGAUCCUGAUGCAGUGGCAUUCUUCUCUUCCACUGAGGGAGGAAGCUAUCUUCAUGCGAGGGGCACGUCGGUGCAUCAUGUGUUUAAGCAUGUAAAGGAGCAUGCUGACAAGGCCUUGCAGUACUUCAUCAGUGUGGAGCCGAGUAAAGCACUUUCUCUGCUUUUGCGUUGGAUUGCCAGCUAUCAGACUCUGUUUACAAAGCAAAUGCGGACGGCUUUUGAUGAUGGACAAGUCCUUGGCUUUGCUAUUGCCUCCUGUCCACCGCCCCUAUCACCAGACUUCUAA
Molecule: messenger RNA, 1269 nt
Organism: Miscanthus lutarioriparius
Lineage: Eukaryota; Viridiplantae; Streptophyta; Magnoliopsida; Poales; Poaceae
Source: the annotation of a GenBank genome assembly